AGCCACCGUGCACAUCCAGGUGAACGAUGUGAAUGAGUACGCGCCCGUCUUUAAGGAGAAAUCCUACAAAGCGACGGCAAUCGAGGGGAAGCGGUCCGACAACAUCCUAAAGGUGGAAGCAGUGGAUGCCGACUGUUCUCCGCAGUUCAGCCAGAUCUGCAGUUAUGAGAUUGUCACUCCAGAGGUUCCCUUCGCAAUCGACAAAGACGGUUACAUCAAGAACACUGAGAAGCUGAGCUUCAGCAAGGAGCACCAGUACAAGCUCACCGUCACGGCCUACGACUGUGGAAAGAAGAGGGCUGCCGAGGACGUGCUGGUGAAGAUCAGCAUUAAACCCACCUGCAAACCAGGCUGGCAAGGCUGGAGCAAAAGAAUGGAAUACGAACCCGGGACCGGGGCCCUUUCCCUCUUCCCCAACAUCCAUCUGGAGACCUGCGACGAGCCCAUCACGUCCGUCCAAGCCACAGUCGAGCUGGAGACUAACCACAUUGGGAAAGGCUGCGACCGAGACACCUACUCGGAGAAGUCCCUUCACAGGCUCUGCGACAUGAGCCGUCACCGUUACUCCCUCUACGUGCACAACUGCCGGUUGGUCUUCCUCUUCCGCCAGGAUCCCUCCGAGGGGCAGAGUUACAAGCCGGCCGAAUUCCACUGGAGGCUGAACCAGGUUUGCGAUCAGGAAUGGCACCACUACAUCCUCAAUGUAGAGUUUCCAGCAGCCACGCUCUACGUCGACGGCGUUUCCUUCGAUCCCUUCCCGGUGACCGAAGAUUAUCCACUCCAUCCCUCCAAGAUAGAAUCGCAGCUAGUAGUCGGAGCUUGCUGGCAAGAAUAUUCGGGAAAUGAGAAUGACACCGACCAAGCGACCGAGAAUCCUACAGGUGGCGACCAGCGGAUGGCUCAGUUCUUCCGCGGCAACCUGGCCGGCUUGACCAUCCGCUCGGGCAAACUGGAAAGCAAGAAAGUGAUUGAUUGUCUGUAUACCUGCAAGGAAGGCCUGGACCUGCCCACCACGGACGGCACUGCAAAGGGCCUCAAGAUCCACAUGAAUCCCAGCCAGUCAGCCUUGAGCUUGGAAGGGGACGACCUCGAGAGGUUCGACAAAACCAUGCAACGCAUCUCGUACAUGAACUCCCGCCAGUUCCCCACCCCCGGCAUCCGGCGGAUCAAAAUCACAAGCACGGUGAAGUGUGCCGACAACGAAGCCUGCAUUGCCAUUCCGCUCGUGGAGGGUUACAUCAUGGUCUUGCAACCCGAGGAGCCCAAAAUCAGCCUGAGCGGCAUCAACCACUUUGCCCGUUCGGCUUCGGAGUUUGAGAGCCCUGAGGGCGUGUCCCUCUUCCCUGAGCUUCGGAUCAUCAGCACCAUCACACGGGAGGUGGAGCCCGAGGGAGAGGGGGAGGAGGACCCUACAGUCCAAGAAUCCUUGGUGUCGGAAGAAAUCAUGCAUAAUUUGGAUACCUGUGAGGUCUCGGUCUUGGGGGAGGAACUGAACAGGGACCAAGAGAGUCUGGAGGUCGACCUGGUACGGCUGCAACAGAAAGGAAUGGAAAUGAGCAGCUCAAGCCUCGGCCUCAUCCUUACUGGGGUGGACACCAUGGCCAGCUACGAGGAAGUUUUGCACUUGAUCCGAUACCGUAACUGGUACGCCGUCUCGCUCUUUGACCGGAAAUUCAAGCUGGUGUGCUCGGAGCUCAACGGACGCUACGUUAGCAAUGAAUUUAAGGUGGAAGUGAAUGUCAUCCACACCGCUAACGUCAUGGAACACGCCAGCCAUAUUGCUGCCCAGCAGCCACAGUUUGUGCAGCCUGUCCAUCAUUCCUUCGUUGACCUCUCUGGCCACAACCUCGCAAACCCUCACCCAGGGUUUUCCGUGGUUCCCAGUACAGCCACGGUGGUGAUUGUGGUGUGCGUCAGCUUCCUGGUUUUCAUGAUCAUCCUUGGAGUCUUCCGGAUCCGAGCGGCCCAUCAGCGGACAAUGCGGGACCAGGACUCUGGGAAGGAGAACGAGAUGGACUGGGACGACUCUGCCUUGACCAUCACGGUUAACCCCAUGGAGACGUACGAGGACCAGCACAGCAGCGAGGAGGAAGAGGAGGAGGAGGAAGAGGAAAGCGAAGACGGGGGCGAGGAAGACGACAUCACCAGCGCGGAAUCGGAGAGCAGCGAGGAGGAGGAGGGUGGGGGCGAGCAGGAGGAGGACCCCCAGCACGUCAACCGGCAGCAGCAGUUGGAGUGGGACGAUUCGACCCUGCCCUACUGAGCUUCACACUCCCUGCUCGCCUCGUCGGUUUUUCUUUCGUUUCAUUUCGUUCUCCCGCUCCGGAGAAUGCCAGGACAAACCACUUCCCUUCCUUUCAGGGGUGCCAGAGGCCAGGCCGUCUCUUGGCCCCAUUAGAGUUGGCCAGUCUCCCUUCUCUCCCACCCACCCCGUCCCCUUCGUGUGUCGGACAUAUCCUUUCCCAAACCCCUGCCUGUAGAAAUGUAGCUAGCACUUCUCCCUCCCCUCCACCAGUGACUGGAUUGUGGUGAUUUCCCUUUUUCUUUUCUUUUUUAACCGCAGGGCCUUGCCUUGUACUUUCUGGCCCCAGUCAUCUCCCUCCAAAGGGCCUCGGUCAUCCCAGCUGCCCCCCACCCCCGUUUGCGAGCGACGUUCCCGCCCGCGACCACGUACGGGUGGCUCUUAAAGCAGCCACCGUUUCCAACUUGCGGAGGAGGCUGCUUUAAUGAACCACAGGGAAAAGGGUGUCUUCUCAACGCUUGUAAAAUAUGCCCGGAUCUAAUGCUUCCCCUUCUGUUUCUCCCCCCCUCCCCUUUAGAAUUAACUUUUAUUUUAUUUUUAUUAUUUUAUAUGGGGAUGUCUUCUCUCUACCCCACCCUCCUUACUUCACACCUCUUUUUUCUGAUUUGCGAGGGGGUGAAAGCAAGGGAAAACAACAACCCGCCACUCCUUUGUCGACUGAGAGCUAACCUAUUUUUUUUUAUUAUUAUUAUUAUUUAGUCUUUUUCUUAAAAAGAAAAAAAACGAACACCUUGGUUUGAUUUUUAGUUGAUUUUCGGUUGUCUCGGGUCCUCCCCGCGGACAACGCUCUUUUUUUCCCCUUCCCGACUCUAGUGCAUGUGUAAAAUGGCAGAAUGGGGUGGGGGUAUCGAUAUUUAGGAGAUUUAACAAGACUUUUUAAUAUUUUGUAAAUACGUCGGAACUAUGUAAUUAUGUCACUUGUGGUAGUGAAAACAUGGCUGGGCUAGGGAGGGACAGGGAGGGAGGGAGGGAAGGCAGACGACCGCGCGGAGGUUUUUAAAGAAAAAAACGAUGAAAAAAUCACUCAGCAUGGCAUAGCGAUUUCAAGGUUUUUUUUUCCCCCAGAAUCCCCUAAACUUCCCUGAGACAAGUUUUAAAAGUAGUAAAGCAGAGAAACCAACAACCACCGGAAGCCGACGGACUCGACUUGUGAUUUCAUAACGAGGUCUGUGGAUGGGUUCUCCCCCCCCCCUUUUUUUUUAAUUAAUACAUUUUUUCUUUCUGAAAAGGGGGAGAGGAGAAAAGAAAGAAAGAUAGCUUCUUCUCUCGGCCACCUUCAGAUGCCAACUCCGCUUGUUAUCCUCGGAAGCUACGCGGCUUCGCAGCUUCUGUUGUUGUUGUUGGCGUUGUCGUUUUGAAAGCACCCAGGGCCCCUUUAAACACGGCCCUCUCUGGGUUUUACACUACACUUCUCAGGAGUUGAGCCAGAUCCAGAAAGCUGCGCGGUCCAAGUUCACCUCGGCUUCCGAGGGAAGCUUCUCUUCUGGCGCCAUUUUGUUUUUCCCAACACUCCCAUUCAUUCCUGUAGCUACUACACCACUAACUUUUGAGAUGUGGGUGUCUCUUCUCUCCGGCUUAUUUUUUUAUUAUUAUUAUUAUUUUUAUUGAGGGAGGAGGGACACACACAGGAGGGGGAGGGUCUUUGUAUACCCCCAAAUGGAUGGGGCUCUUCCUUCUCUCCCCCCCCUCCAGCGAUCGCAUCAACAUUCCAGAUAACGUUGACGAGAGUGGUCCAAGAGAUGGAAACCGACCUAGCGUUUCAUUAAACCUUGCCUGGGUGAAUUAGUGCCAGGAGCAGAAUGAUUUUCCCCCCCAAAGCCGCUUUACACACCGGUAGUGGCAGGAAAUAAAUGUCACAUUCUCCUGGGUGGAAAAGGGUUGGAGGAUUUGAGGGUGGGGGCUGGGGGGGUGUCAAGGAAGGGAUCUUCUCCCUGUUGGUUUCACUUUUUGAACAAAAAAGUUCUCGGCUCUUGUCGCCAAAGUGGAAAAGCCCUUUGCUAAUCACGCUUUCCGACAGAAUAAUUAACCGGUGGAACUGCUUG
Molecule: messenger RNA, 4344 nt
Organism: Thamnophis sirtalis
Lineage: Eukaryota; Metazoa; Chordata; Lepidosauria; Squamata; Natricidae
Source: RefSeq, a predicted model, not a curated record